Messenger RNA from Clarias gariepinus (North African catfish), 5218 nucleotides. RefSeq names its product BCL11 transcription factor B b (gene bcl11bb). Gene Ontology annotation, cellular component: nucleus. Gene Ontology annotation, molecular function: RNA polymerase II cis-regulatory region sequence-specific DNA binding; DNA-binding transcription factor activity. The record is from RefSeq and is a predicted model, not a curated record. Gene Ontology annotation, biological process: positive regulation of transcription by RNA polymerase II. Lineage: Eukaryota; Metazoa; Chordata; Actinopteri; Siluriformes; Clariidae. Bases 627 to 3017 code for a protein of 796 amino acids. The transcript has 3 exons.
GGGUCCUGUCCUCCCUCCCUCUCUCCGUCCCUCCCUCCCUCCUUGGUGAAGAGCCCCGACGUAAAACGCGAGACGUAAUUAAUGACUCGGCCUGUGGGUCGCUUUUUGAGAGGCGGCUCAGUCUCGUGCGCCGUGAGUUGCCGUUGCCGCGCGUGUACGCCGGGCAGGAUGGAGCGCGAGCUUUCCGUCACCUGUCAGAACCACUUCGGAAGGAAUUGGGAUUUGCGCGUUUUUUGACACGAGCGUGCAACUAAUAAUACUCACAACAACAGAAGAGAAAAGAAGAGGGAGCCAAUAUUUACAGGCAACUUUUAGGUUGGAGAGGUAGCCCAGGUGCACACUGUAUGCACAGGAGCUAUUCGGCAUUAGAGCAGAAAUCAGGUGAAUAGUUUGAGCACAGAAAAAUCUCUUUCUCUAUAUAUAUAUAUAUUUUCUUUUUCUCCACUGCUCUUCUGAUUAUUUGAACCGUGCACACCGGAGACUUCACCCGUCCGCCCUGGGCACCGGGGACUGAAGAGACGAACAGAAAGUUUGCACAGAGAAAGAGGAAGAGGAAGAAGAGGACCGCGCGUGCCUCACGGACUGCUUUAAUUCCUCUGCGCUGAGUGUGUGUGAGAUGCCGGGCGAUGUCCCGCCGCAAGCAGGGCAACCCGCAGCACCUGUCCGUGAGCCAGAGGGAGAGCGUGCAGCCAGCCGAGGCCAACCAUGAAAUGGGCGUCGAGCCGCGUUCACCAGGGGUGUGUCCUCCCAGUCCGAUGGGCAACGCUGGAGAAAGAGACCUGCUGACCUGCGGCCAGUGUCAGACCAACUUCCCUCUGGGAGACAUCUUGGCCUUCAUCGAGCACAAGCGGAGGCUGUGCCGCAGGGCCGGAGCCUGCUACGAGAAACCGGGCGAAGGCGGCGCCACGUCAUCAUCGCCCGGUGCUCUGCGGGCAGAACUCGCCAGGAGACCCCGCCCCGUGGAGAUCGGCAUCCAGGUCACACCGGGCGAGGAAGAGGAGGAAGAGAAGCGUCUAACGCCCGCCAGAGGAAUCUGCCCCAAGCAAGAGAGUGUACCGACAGGGAAAGAUGAGCCCUCUAGCUACAUCUGCACCACAUGCAAGCAGACCUUCACCAGCGCCUGGUUCCUGUUGCAGCAUGCUCAGAACACGCAUGGCAUCCGUAUCUACCUGGACAACCACCCUUCCAGCUGCUCUCUUACACCUCGAAUGGCGUUGCCCCCUCCCCUGGGAGCAGAUGCCCUGCCUCGCUCACCGCUUGCUAGUUUUCUGGGAGACAACAGCAAUCCGUUCCACUUGCUCCGCAUGGCAGCACCUCUUCUACGCGAGCCGCAGCCUGCUGGAUACAUGGAGACCCGCUUGCCAUCUACACCACCAUUUGUAAGCCCACCUCCACCACCGCGUCAUCCCCUUGAGCGUCUGGGCCCAGAGGAGAUGGGCAUUCUCACCCAGCAUCCCAGUGCCUUCGAGCGGGUGAUGCGCCUAGCCCCAAUGCCCAUGGAACCACCAUCCAUGGAUUUCUCCCGCCGCCUCCGUGAGUUGGCCAGCAACAACAACAACAAUGGUGGGCCCACACCUCCUCUCUCACCCAACCGUGUGCCCCCUGUGCACAGGCUUCUCAGCCCCACGCUCUUUCAGCCUGGUGCCAAGCCAGCACCAUUCCUGGGAACGCCAACACAGCCACUUCCAGCUGCUCCCAGGUCCAGCUCUUCACCAACCCUGGGUAAGCUCAAGUCCUGUGAGUUCUGUGGAAAGACCUUUAAGUUUCAAAGCAAUCUGAUAGUACACCGGCGCAGUCACACUGGUGAGAGGCCUUAUAAGUGCCACUUGUGUGAUCAUGCCUGCUCUCAGGCCAGCAAGCUGAAACGGCACAUGAAGACCCAUUUACAGAAGUCAGGUUCAUUGAGUAGCUCGCCAGAUCGGGGCAGGCGUGACUCUACAGGAGAGGAGCAAAAGAGCAGGGAUGGUAGGGAAAUACUAGACAAUGAUGAGGAAGAGGAAGAAGAUGAGGAGGAGGACGAGGAGGAGGAAGAGGAGAUAGAAGAGCAACAGAAUGGCAGUAGCAGGCCUGCGUCUAAUCUCAGUAUGGACUCUGAAUUCAGCAGAAGCCGGGAGAACGAGCCCCAGUCUUUGAUGACCGAGAAACCACUCUCCAUUGACCGAGGGAAGGAAAGCCAAUAUAAUGACAUCGACAAUCACCUGAGACUGCCUUUAGGCAACAGGCCUAGGGUAGAGGCAGACAUAGAUUCAUCAGCCAGAGAAUCAGAUGCACAGGGUCGACCCAUGGUCAACGGCAGGGGCUGUGGACCUGAGGACUCCAUGACGGGUUUGUUUCAGCAGAAGCCUGCACCUCUCUCUAGCCCCAACCUCUCUGGCUCCUCAGCCAAGAGGAUCAAAAUAGAGAAGGACAUGGAGCUUCCAUCCCUGCCACUCAUUUCUUCUGAAAAUGUGUACUCUCAGCUAUUGGCUGGCUACGCUGCUUCCCGCCACUACAUCAGGGAGCCCUUUCUGGGCUUUGGCGACUCCCGGCAGUCGCCUUUCGCCACGUCCUCUGAGCAUUCAUCAUCAGAGACAGGCAGUCUUCGCUUCUCUACGCCCCCUGGGGAGCUGCUGGAAGGUGGAGUGUUGUCAGGACGGAGCGGCAGCAGCACACCACACCUCCAACUCCGAGGUCCAGGCCCUGGCAGGCCUCCUGGCUCUAAGGAGAGUCGGAGGAGUGACACAUGCGAGUACUGUGGCAAGGUGUUCAAGAACUGCAGUAACCUGACAGUGCAUCGGCGCAGCCACACGGGCGAGAGGCCGUACAAGUGCGACCUGUGCAGCUAUGCUUGCGCACAGAGCAGCAAGCUCACGCGCCACAUGAAGACCCAUGGCCAGUUUGGCAAGGAGGUGUAUCGCUGUGACAUCUGCCACAUGCCCUUCAGCGUCUACAGCACCCUGGAAAAACACAUGAAGAAGUGGCAUGGUGAACACUUGAUGAGCAACGAUGUCAAACUUGAGCAGGCGGAUCGGGCCUAAGCUAUGUGUUCUAAAGCACAUGCUUCUGACAGUCUGAUGAGUUUAGCUGGAUAAUCUUUUGAAUAAAUCUAAUUAUAGAGUUUUUGGAAUGAUUUGGUGUGUUUUUUUUUUGUUUGUUUUUUGUUUUGUGUUUUUUUUUUUUUUCCUAGUGCCACCUGAGAAAUACGAACGUUAGUAAAUGUUUGUGGAUGGAUUUGAAAAAGCCCUGCUGGCAUUCCCAGCAACCACCAGGAAUUUGUCCAUUAUGAAUCCAUGGAGCCUUUCUACUGUGCAAUAAUUUCUGUAUUUAUUGGAUCAUUUCUUGAUGAUACAUGGCAUGUGCAGGUAUAUUAUGGCAUGGGGUUUUAAUGCAUUCCUUUGUUACAAUAUUAUUUUCAGACACCAUUAUAAGAUAUGACACAUACUGAGAUUUCGGCGUUCCGCCACUGUUUCAUUCGAGGGAUUUCCUGAAAGGAAAGAAGUAACUGUCCUGCUAAAUUCUGAAGAAGUUGUACUUCUAAAAAAAAAAAAAAAAAAAGAGAGAGAGAGAGAUUUUCUUGUGUACUACUGCUGGUUGCAGUCACACCAGGCAUGGGUGAUAUAUUAAAACAUAAAGCACUGAAUGUCAACUUGACAAUAAAUAUGAAACAAAUUCGAGAGAUAUGGAAUACCAGGGACGUCUCAGGCAGCUGGAUGACAGUUUGACUGUAUUUUAAUGAUGCCCAUUUGACCAGCGUCCAGCUGAAAAUAUGUUCUAGAUACGACUUUUAUGAUUUCAGCUGUCAAGCUUAAUUAAAAGAAAUUCUUCCCUACAACAAUACACUCGUUUAGACGUUGUCGAAUUUAUUGUAUUCUUCAUGAAGCUGGUAAUGCGACAUAGCCUGUAUUUUUGUGAUCCAAAUGUUUUCAUUACCACAAAUAGUGAAUCAAAAUAUACCGCAAAGUGUAUAGUUUAAUAACGUACAUGCUGAUAGGUCUACCUUACCAAUUUGCUUAUUUUAUAGUAUGCGGAAUGAAAAGAAAUGUUUCGCUGAUGACAACUGUAAUAUGUUAUUACCAUACUGGGGUCCAAAGUGUUAAAGACGAUUUUAACGAAACCUCAGCCAGGACCAUUCAUUUACCAAGUCUCGCAGUAUUACAGAUGUAUUAUUUACAAAAUUGUUUUUUUUUUUUUUAAAUUUGGUUUGUUGUGCUAACACGCAAGUGUCCUGACCGGCUGCUUAAUCUCCAGAGCAUUGUGGAACGAACCAACGACGUCGGAGGCCUCCUCGCCUUCAAUUUUUUUCGCACUUCACCAUGUCAUGGCUUUAACAAAUGACCACUCUUCCCUCAAAUCUUAGAAAUCUCAGGCUGCUGCUUUUCUUAAGACUACAGGCAAUUUAUUUUCAGUACUAUUUUCAUUCCAAAUUAAGCUUAUAAUCAGCACUUAAUAAAGACAUGGAAAGACACCAUAAGAACAACAUUCCUUACGUGACCUUCAAGCCUAGCUUACCACGUGGAUCUCUGUAUUCGUCUUUCGCGUAGCAUAACUUAAAAACUUAGGUAACUUCAAUGGCAUUUUAAAUCUAUGAAAACAUUAUUUAAGAUAUUUGGACCCAGAUACACACGUUUGUGUUUCACUCGCGUUCAAUCCGGCACGCACAUAAACGAUUAUGCCGUGUAAAAAUCUCAAGAUAUCACAAAGAAGAGGUGAAAUAUUUUUGCCUUUGAUGUGCGUACGUGUACUACCUUGCAGAAUCUAAUUUGAACGCACAAGUUUAUCCGAGACCACCAAGCCAUCGAGUUCUUCACUGAUACACACGGCUGGAUCUUCACCAGCUCGGAUGGAAAAAAAUGAAAGAAAAACAAAAUGACACUCUGUCUUUAAAAUAAUGUUUACAGUGUUGAGUACAAGAAUAACGAAUUCCUGUGUAAAUGUGUUUAAAAAGAGAAUAAUCUCAUGUUCUUUCUACCAUUUUCUUUUUUCAUUGAAUGCCAUAGCAGGGUUGUUUGUUUGUUUGUUUGUUUGUUUAUUUGUUUAAUAUUUAAUUUUGGUUUCGGUGCAGGGUUCCCCCCCCCCCCCAUAAAUUUCAAUGGAUAUAUUCGUAUAUGUUUCGUUCACUGUUAAAAUACACAGUGUAUUUGUAUACCAGUGGCAUUUUAUGAAAUGAUGCAAAAAAAAAAAAAUCUUUAUAUUUUGCAGUCCAUUAUAAAAUUGUGAGUCUAUCUAAAUGUUUUUUUUU